UCUUUUUAAAAUUUAUUCUCACAGGAUCAACUGAUGAAGGCCGUGGAGAUGAUUGAAACCCAUGUGGACGCUCAGUUACAGAAACUGGACAACAUGGACGAGGACGACUUCAUGGUCCUUCGCAGACAGCGCAUGAUGGAGUUGAAACAAAAGCAACAACAACAAAAAGAAUGGUUAGAGCAGGGCCAUGGCGAAUACACGGAGAUUGCUGGUGAACGAGAGUUCUUUGACGAGUGCAAGAAAAGCAAACGUAUCGUGUGCCAUUUUUACCGCGAGUCGACGUUCCGAUGUAAGAUUGUCGACAAACACCUAAAGAUUUUGGCUCCUCAACACUUGGAGGCCAGAUUCCUAAAGUUAAGCGUCGAGAAAUGCCCGUUCCUUGUGGAACGCUUGAAAAUCAAAAUCUUGCCCACCAUCUACGUUGUGGUCGAUAACAAGUCCGUCUGUCACAUCCGCGGUUUCACCGAGCUGGGUAACACGGACGAAUUUCCGACAGAGGCGCUGGAGUGGCGUCUGGGCCAGACGAAGGUGAUCGACUACGAAGGAGAAAUGCCUUCGGUAAUAGGCGGGCCUUUGAAACCCAAAGUUAAUAUCAAAAAGACAUCCAAGACAAUUCGGAACAACAAUGAUGAUGACUACGAUGACAGUGAAGACGAUUGGUAGCAGAUGUCAAAACCACCAGGUUUGGGGCACAUCUAAGGGGUGGGUCUGUCCUUCUCUCUUUCUCUCUCUCCCUUCUUAAUUUUUUUUCCUGUCCCCUUCCGUUACUCUGGGGUAGGCUCUGAUAAUAAAAUAUUACCAUUUGUUUCAUUUUUUAA
This is a messenger RNA of Octopus bimaculoides (California two-spot octopus), 818 nucleotides long. RefSeq names its product thioredoxin domain-containing protein 9. The record is from RefSeq and is a predicted model, not a curated record. Lineage: Eukaryota; Metazoa; Mollusca; Cephalopoda; Octopoda; Octopodidae.